AAACUCUUCUUUCUCAGCUUGUUUCUCUAACAGUGUCACUGGUUCUUGAGUUCUUUUCCGCACCUUUUCUGCUUCUUUCUGUUUCCCCCCGUCCUUUUUCUUUUAUAUAUUUUUUUUCCGGUUCAUGAUUUUUUCCUUCUGGCCUCUCCGCUCGAUCGGGGAGACCGAGCUCCGGUGAUUGGAGAACGAGGGAGACGCGAGGGUUUUCAAAGUAGCCUUCUUCCUCGUCGCCGUCCGCUUGGAGAGGAGAGGGAAAACCAGAUGAUUUAUUUCGGAGAUUGAUCCCGAUAUGCGGAGUGUCUUCUUCGCGGGUCUUGUGUUUCGUCUGCCGUUGGCUUUCACGGUCGUUUUGGGGAAAUUAGGAAGCUGAGGUCCGGUUUUGAGGUUCGGGUGGGUCCAGAGGGAUGUAUGAAGGAUGGAAGGUGGAGAUCGGGAUGUUUCUACGUCACAAAUGAUCUGAUUAGGCGAUCUCCUGGCAAACAGGAGGUCCCGCGUCGAGGAGCUGCCCAUGGAUACGAAUUCUUCUGGCGAAGAUGUCAUCAUACGAACGAGGAAGCCAUACACCAUUACGAAGCAGCGGGAGCGCUGGACCGCAGAAGAGCAUAACCGGUUUCUCGAAGCACUGAAGCUGUACGGACGGGCGUGGCAGCGUAUCGAAGAGCAUAUCGGAACAAAAACGGCAGUUCAAAUAAGAAGCCAUGCCCAGAAGUUCUUCUCAAAGUUGGAAAGAGAGGCCACAGUCAAGGGUUUACCAAUAGGAGAAGCUCAUGAAAUAAAAAUUCCUCCACCUCGCCCUAAGAGAAAACCAAGCAAUCCAUACCCUCGAAAGAUGGGGGUUUCUGCACCAACUGCCAAGGAUUGUCCAGUUUCUUCUGCGUGUGCCAGCAAACCUUCUCUGUUGAACAUCAAUUCUCCUACAAAGGGAUAUCCUGAGAGUGAAUCAUCUCCUCCUAGAAAAGAAUAUCUCAAAGAUAGUAGGUCUCCUGAAGUCCUUGCUCUCUUCCAUGAAGCUCCAUGUGCUUCGCUUACUUCUGAGAGCAACAUUGACAAACACACUAGAGGAACUUCUGGACUCACAAGUCCAGGUGCUUUUAGGGAAUUUAUACCACCAAAAGGUGAAUCGAUGAACCAAAUGUCUCAGAAACUAGUCCAGUGCGGGAAUGCCAUUAACUUGGAGAUUGGAAAUGUUAUGGAAGUUGAUUCAGAAAGCCUUAUCAUUCAUUCUGCUGGAAAGUUGGGCACAGAAACUGAAGUAGAUGAACCAGAAAAGGAUGGGGGGCUUGAUAUGUUACAAAAAGUGGAUUUUCCCUCCUCGCAGAGUUAUCCCAGGCAUGUGCCAGUGCAUGUUGUUGACAUAAACAGUGCAAAACUAUUGGAAAUUCAAUCCCCUAAUGUAACAAGUCAUGGUAAUGUACCUGCAGAAAAGGAAUAUCACACAAACUCGACACCUGCACUUUACCCUACAUACCCUAUCUUGCAUCCUCCCUUCAAUCCAUUUCAGACCAACCCAGAAGCAUUUAAAUCUGCUGCAGCCUAUGUCAGUUCUACUUUAUCAAACUUCAUCAUGUCGAGCCUUCUGCAAAAUCCUGUUGCACAUGCUGCUGCAAAUGUCGCCGCUUCAUGUUGGCCAUGUAUGGUGGACAAGGAAGCCUGUCCAGAAGAAACUCAUGAAACAGCUGCCAGUGGAAUAUCUUAUGCAGAACCUUGGCCAAAUUUGGCUGCAGUGGCUGCUGCAACUGUAACUGCUGCUUCCGCAUGGUGGGCUUCUCAGGGUCUAAUACCAUUUUGCCAUCCCAAUGUAAGCUUUCCAUUUGUUAUGACCCCUGCCACAACUGCUAUUCCUGCAAUGGCUGGGUCUCCUUGUCCCAUUUCUGAUCACAAAGAAGAACAGAAAGAACAGGACCUUCUUGAACCUGAAUUGUCACAAAUGAUUGAAACUGCAUGCCCUGCACCAGAAUCACCACCUUUAUCUUCUGAUUCAGAUGCAAGCGCUUAUGGCGGUUCCACAGAUUCAAAACCGAAAACGGCAUCUCACGAACCAAGGAAGCUCCUCCCUUCUGACUUCCACGAAGUGAGUAAGACAGAAGCCAGGAAGCUACAAGAUAAUUCUUCUUGUGGAUCCAACACAACUUCAAGCAGUGAGGUGGAAAUGGACAUCGUGCAUGAAGAUACUAAGGCAGCACCUAAGGCACUGGAUUUCAUCAAUCCUUCUGGAGAUCUUACAAACAGACGAUUUAGGAAUAUGGGAAACACCAAUGAAUCUUGGAAGGAGGUUUCUGAAGAGGGACGUCUAGCGUUUCAAGCAUUAUUUUCUAGGGAAGUGUUGCCCCAGAGCUUCUCUCCCAGGGACGAUCUUCAAGACAAGGGACAAAACAACAGCAACAAUGAAACAACAGCACAGGACUGUGAGAAGCAGAUGGAGAGUUGGAGCAAUUCUGUGAUUGAGGGAGACAAAGCCAUCAUGAUUGGAGGCAAGUCAAAGAAUCGUCGAACGGGUUUCAAGCCUUACAAGAGGUGCUCAGUGGAGGCCAAGGAGGGUAUGGUGGUGGUCGAUGGCAUCAGAGGCAGUGAGAAAGGGUUGAAAAGGAUUCGCGUUGGAGGGGAAGCUAACGAUAUGGUCAUUAUGUCCAUUUCAGGCCCUGCAGGGGAGAUGCAUUGCUCAUCCUAGUUACCGCUAUGGUGAGAGAAAGCAUUUUUUACAUUGUUUCUUUGCGUAGCUCGUGCAUGGACUCUGUAAUUUUGUACAAUAGACUCCUGAGGACAUAUUAUUUAUACGAACCAUCAACUCUACUAUGCGUUUUCAUUAA
Messenger RNA from Nymphaea colorata (pocket water lily), 2807 nucleotides. RefSeq names its product protein LATE ELONGATED HYPOCOTYL-like. Gene Ontology annotation, molecular function: DNA binding. Bases 509 to 2668 code for a protein of 719 amino acids. Lineage: Eukaryota; Viridiplantae; Streptophyta; Magnoliopsida; Nymphaeales; Nymphaeaceae. The transcript is spliced from 8 exons. The record is from RefSeq and is a predicted model, not a curated record.